UGAGGUGCUCUUCCUGUGUUAUGAUCACUAACGUUACACACUAAUGUAGCCAGUCAGUGUCAACGUAAGCUGACAUAUUUAUAACCAGCGUUGGCUGAAGCGCCGAAGUUUCAACAGUACGUCUUUUCUUUGCGGCAGACAAAGGCUGAGUGACACUGACAGCUGCAAAGCCAACGUAGCAGCACACUAAUCAUCCUAAUGACAACAUGAAGAUCAAAUCUGCCAAGAAGAAGUCUUUGCCAAACAAGGCAAGGAGACGAGAGAAACCACAUGACGUGGAUGGAGUUACACCUGAAAUGGAGCUGGAGGAUGAGGAGGACUCAGGAGAAGCGUACACUAAUGGAGGAGGUCUUAACAUCCAAAUCAAGGAGGAACCACUUUCCCAGGAGAUCAGUGAGGAGCAAUGUGGAGACUCAUCCAGCUGUUUAGACACAAAGCCUGACACUGUUACACUCUGGUCAGAUGUUGACCAUCAACAGGGAGACAUCAAGGAGGAGUGUGACCCAGACCAACAGCCAGAAAAUGAAUUCACUGAAGCUGCUGUCAAGGAGGAGUCGACCCAAGAGUCAUGGAUUAAAGAGGAGAGUGACAAUGAGCAGGAGGCAACCAACAACAUCAAGGAAGAUAAUGGAGAGGGAGAGGAGGUCCUCACAGAGUCAUCAUCUGACUUCUAUCCAUGUCCUCACUGCACUGUCUCCUUUACUGACUUGGACUUCUUGGAGAAGCAUGUCAAGUGGGUCCACCAGAAACAGUAUCUUGCCAAGCUGAAAAAAUGCCUCUCAAGCCGCACACUAAACCUGAUCCCUAAACACACCUGCACCGUCUGCAGCAGCACCUUUAAAUCCAAAGUACACCUUCGGGUCCAUGUCCGCGAAGCCCACCCUUCUGCCCCUCCCCGCAGACUUCACCCCUGUCCAACCUGUGCACGCAGCUUCCAGUACCUAAAGAAUCUGAAGAAUCACUGUCAGCGCUGGCACAGCAUGUCUGUGGUCACCAGAGGGGGGCAUCUCAGCUGCGCCGACUGUGGGAAGAGUUUCAAAGCUACCUGGGGUCAAGGGCCUCAUUUGUGUCACGAACCGCACAAUACAGAAUCUGAGGAUAAGCCGAUCUGUCUGGACGUUGGCGUGCAGUGUCCAGAAUGUGGCAAGAAGAUGGGCACACCUCAAAGCCUGGAGGAUCACAUGCGCACUCACACGGGUGACAGGCCGUUUGUCUGCAAGGAUUGCGGCAGGAGGUUCGUGGAGCGCAGCGGUUGGCGGCAACACAUGAAAAUACACACAGGGGAGAAGCCGUACAAAUGCCAGGUGUGCGGGAAGGCCUUUUUAAGAUCGCAUCACCUCAAGUGCCACUUAACCACACACUCCGGCAAGAAGGAGUAUUCUUGCUCUGAAUGUGGAAAGGAGUUUGGAUUCAAGUCAAGUCUGGAUCUCCACCUGAGGACGCACUCCAGUGAGAAACCCUUCCACUGCAACGUGUGCGGGAAGAACUUUAACACCCAGAGAAACCUGCGGGUUCACACCAAACUCCACACCAAAGAGAAAGCUCACCAGUGCGGGGACUGUGGGCUGAAGAUCGGAGAUCUCGGGGCUUUGAAAAUACACCUGCGGACUCAUACCGGAGAAAGACCCUACCACUGCACUGUCUGCGGCAACAGGUUCAUUCGCCUUGCACACCUGCGAAACCACCAACGCACCCACACCGGUGAGAGACCCUACAAAUGCACUGAAUGUGACAAGAGUUUCACUCAGUCUGGCGACCUGGUGAAGCAUAAGAGGAUACACACUGGGGAAAAACCCUAUGAAUGCCCAGACUGCCACAAUCGCUACACCUCUUCUGGUGACCUGGGCAAGCACAGGAGGAGUCACACUAACCUGCGUCCCUACCCAUGUCAAGAAUGUGGAAAAAGCUUUCGUUUGUCGGGCCAUUUGAAAACACACAUGUUAACUCACACGGGGGAGAAGCCAUAUUCCUGCCCCAACUGCCUCCGCAGGUUUGCUCGCUCUCACCAUCUUUCUGGACACGUGGCUAAAUGUCGCUGAGCUUUCAUGAGAGACCUGUACAAUAAGCUGCUGUAACUAAUUAUGGGAGCUGUAUACAGCCGUCUACUAGGCUUUAUAAUGAAUGUGCUAAAGUAAAAGUCUGUAUAUGAUUAUUUAUAUGAACUUUCUUCAACCAUCUCAACUUCAUGUUUGUUAUUGCAUGAAACGUUUUAUAAACACUAUCCCAGCCUUGUAUUUUUUUUUUUUUUUUUUUUUGUGCAGGGUAGGUCUGAACUGUUUUCUGCAAGACACUAUUGUAAUGGAGACUUGAGGACACGGUACAAGGCAGAGCUCAGUGGGAUGAAUUACAUUUUUCUGCCACAGAA
Molecule: messenger RNA, 2365 nt
Organism: Anoplopoma fimbria (sablefish)
Lineage: Eukaryota; Metazoa; Chordata; Actinopteri; Perciformes; Anoplopomatidae
Product: zinc finger protein 436
Exons: 3
Coding region: 207-2039 (610 amino acids)
Biological process (GO): regulation of cytokine production; negative regulation of transcription by RNA polymerase II; regulation of immune system process
Source: RefSeq, a predicted model, not a curated record